UUGUGGUUCGAUUUGUUUAUGACAUGUGAAAGCAAUGAGGUCCCGGUCCACUUUGCGUUUCGUUUCGCCAAAUGUCCCUAGAGGCUUGCCAUACCUGCAGCCGUGAUCCGUCACUGCUGAAACACAAAACUUUUCGCCAUGGCAGGUCGCGGAGUCGUGUGGUCUUAUGAAGAAAGUUGUGCACUUAUUGAUAUUUGGAAAGAGGAUGGCAUUAAACGCCAGCUAUUCUCAACACACAAAAACAUAAAAGUAUUUCUUCUGUUUUCUCAAAAACUGAAAGAAAGGGGCUACAACAGAACAGCACUACAGUGUCGCGUAAAAGUGAAAAAACUACGACAGAAGUACAUGAGCACCCGUGAUAAAAUGCGUCGAAGUGGGGAGUCUGCUGAAAUCAAGGAUUCCUGUCCGUUCUACGACGAUUUGAAUGAAAUUUUGGGUGCAAGCGCUUGUGCUUGUCCAGCAGAUGUUGUCGAAGGUGGAAGUGUGGACUUGCAGAAUGAAGAGGAAGAAGAAUUUGACAGAUGUAGCAGUGUUACCGACAGCAGCACAGCCAGCGAAAACAACCAUUACGGCGAUGACAUGACUACAGCAGACACUCCAUCACAUACACGUCAGCCAUCGGUUGAAAACCGACAAACCCGACGUCCCAGCAUUAAGGGCACCGUCACAGAGGUGACAUCUAUGUUAAGUAGCAUGAUUGACCAACAAAAACAGUACUUUGAGCUCUUUGCCACUGGAGAGGAGGAACGUCACCGCAGGGAGCUUGAACUAGAACGGGAACGCUUUAGACUGCAAAUAGAGUUGGAAGACAGACGUCGACAGACCCAGAUGGAGCAUGACCAAGCUAUGCUACGUAUGAUGGCCCAAGUGAUUAGUGCAUCUACACAUACUGCACCUAGUCAAACACCUUUCCCUGCUCCAAUCUACACACCUGAACAUUCAACCACACUUCACCAACUCACACCUGCACACCACUCAAAUCAAGGAUUUGCAGUGUAUAACCAAGAAGAUUCAACUGAUGCUGCUUCUCAAGUGCCACUUUCAUCAGUUUUACAUGAGAUCAACAAAUUCAACUGAAGAAUCACUGGGUUGUUGUUCCUUAUGCAUAGUAUGUUAGGUUUUCAAAAAUGUUAUUGUUGCAGCUGCUCAAUUUGAACUUAAACUACCUAAUUUUUUAAAGAGGGGAGCAGCACAAUGAUGUUCAGCAUAUUGUUUUUCCAUUAAUAUGUUAUUGUUGCUGCUGAAAUUUUUUUGUGUGUGUGUGUAUAUACAGAGAACACACACACACACAUUACAAAUGUUGUACCAUUUGCACUUUUCAAACUAGUACAUUUUUUUGUUAGAUAACAAAAUAGUGUUAUGUUACUUUUUACAAGCAUUCUAUCUGAAAGAGUUUCAGGUAUGGUUUUCAUUUGUGAAUCUUUUUUGUAUGGACCAACAUACAGUAGCACAGUGAUGUUGAAGAUAAUUGUUUUUGCAUUAAUAUGUUAUUGUUGCUGUUAAAACAUAUUUACUGUGUUUACACACACACACUACAAAUGUUGUACCAUUUGCAUUUUUCAAAGUAGUAUAUUUUUUGUUAGAUAACAUAUUGUUUUGUUAUGUAUAACAAGCAUACUAUCUGAAAGAUUUUCAGGUAUGGGUUUCAUUUGUUUUGUUUUUUUGUAUGGACCUACAUACAGUAGCACAGUGAUGUUGAACAUAUUGUUUUUGCAUAAAUAUGUUACUGUUGCUGCUUAAACAUAUUUAGUGUGUUAAUGUGUGUAUAUACACACACUACAAAUGAUGUAUUAUUUGCACUUUUGAAACUAGUCAAUUUUUUGUUAGAUAACAUAUUGUUGUGUUAUGUAUUACAAGCAUACUAUCUGAAAUAUUUUCAGAUAUGGUUUUCAUUUGUGAAUCUGUUUUGUAUGGACCAACAUACAGUAGCACAGUGAUGCAGUUUUUUAUUUGUUUAGGAUAAUUAACAGAUUGUUGAAAAUAUUCUGUUGUGAAGUCAUUUGUUACAUUAAAAAAAUAAAAUAAACCAACAGUUAGUAUA
This is a messenger RNA of Misgurnus anguillicaudatus (oriental weatherfish), 2041 nucleotides long. RefSeq lists its product as uncharacterized. The record is from RefSeq and is a predicted model, not a curated record. NCBI's taxonomy places the organism in Eukaryota, Metazoa, Chordata, Actinopteri, Cypriniformes, Cobitidae.